Lentinula edodes (shiitake mushroom) is the source of this 1116-nucleotide messenger RNA. Its product is annotated as 6-phosphogluconate dehydrogenase. The transcript has 8 exons. Gene Ontology annotation, cellular component: cytoplasm. NCBI's taxonomy places the organism in Eukaryota, Fungi, Basidiomycota, Agaricomycetes, Agaricales, Omphalotaceae. The record is from RefSeq and is a predicted model, not a curated record. Gene Ontology annotation, molecular function: oxidoreductase activity. Bases 1 to 1116 code for a protein of 371 amino acids.
AUGAAAGAAAUCCUGGUCGUUGGAUUUGGAGGUGUUGGAUCCAUCUAUUCCCUCAUCGCGAAACGUAGUGGACUUGCUCGCGUAACAGCAGUUGCUCGAAGCAACUAUGAUGCUGUCAAUCAAAAUGGAAUGCACUUCAAGAGCUCAAAAUAUGGAGAUAUACCUGGGUGGAGGCCAGAUCGAUUGUGCAAAUCUGUCGGAAGCGCUGCUGAUACGCCUUAUGACUAUGUCAUUUUAACGACGAAAGCUUUACCAGAUAUCAUCAAGACCCCGACAAUCUUGGCGCCUCUUCUCACUGCUCCCUACAUUGAAAAGUAUCCCCAACCAGCGUAUGUCAUCCUACAAAACGGUUUGAACGUUGAGGUGGACCUUUAUCACGCAAUCAAGGCACUUGCGCAAGGCGAACCGAAAAUAAUCGGGACCUCGCUUUACAUUGGGACGAACCUUCUCGCACCCGAUGUAGUUGAGCAUAAUGGUUUUGAUCGCCCGACGCUUGGAAUAUACAGACAUAACGAUUUUACAACUACUACCAAUUCGCCCGAAGAAACUGUGAUUCUUGAGGGUAUUGCUUCCAUACUUGCAAAGGGAGGAAGCACAGUCAGUGUGGUGCCCGAAAUUCAGAGGAAGAAGUUUUCCAAGAACUUCUGGAACGUCGCGUUCUCCUCGCUCACUUCACUGACUGGUUACACACUACCUUCGGUAUUCCGCCCCCCACCAUCUGAUCCUUCCAUCCAGUAUGAACCGUUUGUUGCACCCAAAACUGCACAUCUCAUUAACGAGUUCACGAUUCCUACGCUGAAGGCUAUCAUGGAGGAACUGGUCAGCUUGGCUCGUGCUCUUGGAUUCCCGGACUCAGAAGAUGGCCUCCCUUCUUCGACAGUGGAAAGCAUCCUCAAUAAUACCGCAUCAAUUCACGUCUCACCAGAGAGCACGCACGUACCUAGUAUGCUUCUAGACGUACGGAAAGGACAGCCGAUCGAAGUCGAAGUUAUCCUAGGCGAAGUUGUGCGAAUGGCGAAGGAGCGUGGGGUCUCCGUUCCUCGUGUUGAAACCUUAUACGGACUCCUCCUUGUCGUUCAGAAUCAGAUUAUCAGAACAAUGGCAAGCAAACUUUGA